GCCCUUCGUGGGCUUGCCUCGCUUGCGGGGAGGAAUUGCUUGCUGCUUGCGGUCAGCAGUGUCGUUUAAUUGCCUGUCUGUCGGCCUAGUCGUCGCAAAGGGGAGGCACCAGUUUUCGACGACUACCGCUUUUUGUUGGCGACCAACCUCCACCUGUCUGUCAGGGUCGCUGCCGUCCUGGUUUUAUUCUUUCAUGCACCGGCCUUCGGUUUCAGGGGAGUGUCUGCGCUGUUUCGGAAGUUUUUCCUGGGCGAUGACAGUCGUUCGAUUGUUCAUCGGAAUAGCCGAGGUGUGGUGAGGGCGGGUAAUUCGUGGUUUCUUGGUGGGAAAAGAAAGGCGGGGAGGAGUGGCGCGGGAGGAGCGAAGUCGUGGUGAAGAGUGAGGGCUCGUAAUUGAAAGGAUUUGUUUUGAUUACGGGUAGGGGUUUGGCUGAGUCAGGGAGCUAGUAAUCAUGGGAGACAGUAGAGCUGCCAUGGAACGUAUUUCAGUGGCAAUCGAUAGUUUGGUUCUGCUUGCAGAAUCAAUGCGACAGGCGUCUGCUCUUUUGGCGGAUGAGGAUGGCGAUGCGCCCGAAAUGUCUACCUCGUUCCUUAGCGUUGUUACUCUUGGAAAUAUGAGUUCAGGGAAGUCUGCAGUGUUGAACAGCCUCGUUGGUCACCCAGUCUUGCCAACAGGAGAAAAUGGAGCUACACGAGCCCCCAUUAUCCUUGAUAUGGAACGCGACAAAUCUGGUAGCAGCGGAGGUUUGGCGGUUAUAUUGGAUGGAAGAACCCAAAACGUCUCAGCAAGCGAUGUACGUCAUUCCUUGCAAGGUAGGUUGAAAAAUGCAAGUGCCUUGAAGGGGAGGACUGAAGGAAUUCGUUUGACUCUUCGCUCUGCCUCAACUUUACCACUGAAGCUAAUUGACCUUCCUGGGCUUGAUUCACGGUCAUCAACUGACGAUUCUCCGGCUCAUGACCUUGCUGCAAAUAAUGAAACCAUAUUACUUGUUGUGAUACCAGCCACGUCAUGUCGCGAAGUCGCUACUUCCAAAGCUUUGAAGUUGGCUCAUGAACUAGACUCAGAUGGAACUAGAACUGUAGGCGUGAUAAGCAAAAUUGACCAAGCAGCUUCAGAUCCGAGAAGUUUAGCCGCUGUAAAUGCACUUAUUUCUGGUCAAGGUCCUCCAUCUACUGCGGACAUACCUUGGGUUGCCCUGAUUGGUCAGUCUGUGUCAAUAGCAGCUGCACAUUCCAAUGGUGAACACAGUCUAGAUACAGCUUGGAAGGCUGAAAUGGAAUCUUUGAAGUCGAUCUUAAAUGGAGCACCAUCCACAAAGCUAGGACGGAUAGCCUUGGUUGAAACUUUGUCUCAUCAAAUCCGAAAGCGACUCAAGCAACGACUGCCUACUUUAUUAUCAGGGCUUGAGGGAAAGUCGCAACAAGUUGAACAAGAGUUAGUCAGAUUAGGAGAGCAAAGGGUACAGACUUCAGAAGGGACGCGUGCAAUUGCUUUAGAGCUAUGUCGAGAGUUUGAGGACAUGUUUUUGCAACAUAUAAAUACCGGGGAGGGUCAAGGCUGGAAAGUCGUAUCUAGUUUUGAAGGUGCUCUACCUAAAAGAAUCAAGAAUCUACCGAUCGACCAGAUGUUUGAAAUCAGCAGCGUCAAAAAGCUGGUUCUCGAAGCAGAUGGGUAUCAACCGUACCUUUUAUCACCAGAAAAGGGUUUGAGAGCACUUGUAAGGAAAGCGUUAGAGUUAGCGAAGGAUCCAGCAAAGGCUUGCGUGGACGAGGUUCACCGUGUUCUUGUCGAUAUUGUUUCUGGUGCCGCAAACGGGACUGCAGGGUUGGGACGAUACUCCCCUCUGAAGAGAGAGAUUGUUGCCAUUGCUACUGCUGCGCUGGAUGAGUAUAGAGCAGAAGCAAAGAAAAUGGUUGUUGCGCUUGUUGAUAUGGAGCGUGCAUUUAUUCCCCCUCAACACUUUAUCAGACUUGUUCAGCGCAGGAUGGACAGAUUACGAAGAGAAGAUGAUGGAAAGGGGCUGCAGAUAAAGAAGGCUCAGGACGCUGAACAGUCACUGUUGAGUAAGGCAACAGCCCCAACAAAUAUUGGAGGAAAUUUGAAAGCUAUGAAAUCUGAGGAUGCUAAGAAAGAGGUAUCGGAUGCCCCAUCAACAUUACAGAUAGUGGGUGAUAAUGUUGCAGGUUAUCUGUUGAAACAAAGUGAUAAUAAUGAGUGGAAUAAGCGCUGGUUUGUUCUCAAUGAAAAGACAUGCAAGCUCGCAUAUACCAAAAAGUCUGAAGACAGGACUUUUCGAGGCGUGAUAAAUUUGGAAGAAUGUGUCCUUGAGGAUGGUCCUGGGAACAAGGAAAAUGGACCAGAGGACUCGAACCCUAAAUCGUCUAAGAGUAAAAAGUCUGAUGGGGCAGCAGAGAAAGAAGAUUCUACAGCUAAACUGAUCUUCUCAGUCAGUCAUAAAGAAGCUUACAAGGCAAUUUUAAAAGCAAGCCAUCCACUCGUAGUGAGAGCUGACAACAUGGCUGAGAAGUUAGACUGGAUGUCAAGAAUAAGAGCUUGUAUUGAAGGCAAGGGAGGGUCCUCCCAAGAUCGUGUCAGAUCCUCGAAAGAUUCUGACAACAGCGUUACGACACGGUCUACAUACGACGCGCCUACAGAUUUGUCGUCAAAUUUGAGGAAACCGAUUGAUCCAGAAGAGGAUUUGCGGCUUAUGGCUCAAGAGGUUCGAGAUUAUGUGGAGGCUGUGUUAAACAGUUUGUCUGCAAAUGUUCCUAAGGCAGUUGUCCUUUGUCAAGUAGAGAGAGCAAAGGAUGCCAUGCUUAACCAACUUUAUAGCUCUAUCAGUUCGCAUGGAACGGGGAGAAUCGAAGAGCUAUUGCAAGAGGACCAAGAGGUGAAGGCUCGACGUGAAAGAUGCGUUAGGCAAGCGGAAGCAUUAUCCAAAUUGACCAGACAGCUAAGUAUGCAGGAAGCGCGUACAGCUGCUGCUGCUGCUGCAGUGUCAAGUUUUGACGAUUCUUCGAAUCCGAAAGCAGGAGGUGGUAUGCUUGAAGCAGAGGACUGGCGUGUAGCCUUUGAACAGGCAGCUAUUCCAGAUUCUGUUUCCCGGUCCAGCUACUCUAGUUCCUCGUCGCGAUCAUCUAGAGCUCCGUCUCCUUCUACUAACGGGCGAGCCUUGUCUCGCAAUGCUAAUUACAACGAUUACGAUGAGAAUGUUGAUGUCGGCAGCAGCCGUCGCGCACCUGGACGGCUGCCACCGCCACCUCCACCUCCUCCAAGUGGCUCAUCGAUGUACAAAUAAUAGAGGAUACUGUGAGUCUUAUAAUUGUGCAGAUUGUUAGGUUCAUUUGGUUUAAGUGGAUAUUUCACUAUUUCUCACAUGGAAUUGAAAGCAUCCUAUUUUUAAGUGCGUACACGCAUGCACUUAUCAUGUGUUUGAAAGGUUAUUAUCAGUUUUAUGAACUUGGCUGGGACCUUUACUUACUGAAAGACAGUGACCUAGUUCGGUGGUGGUGAGUGACAUUGUACAGUUCUUUCACCAUAAUGUAAUAUGAAGUUGCUGAAGU
Molecule: messenger RNA, 3563 nt
Organism: Physcomitrium patens
Lineage: Eukaryota; Viridiplantae; Streptophyta; Bryopsida; Funariales; Funariaceae
Product: dynamin-2A
Cellular component (GO): microtubule; cytoplasm; membrane
Molecular function (GO): GTPase activity; microtubule binding; GTP binding
Source: RefSeq, a predicted model, not a curated record